AGGCGCGCUGGCUCACAAGCAGCCGGGGGUGAGUUUUCUUCGCUCGGGCCCCGCCUCCUGCCCUCCCCUCCCAGAGCCGCGCGCAGCCCCCGAACCUCUCCAAGUCUCUUGUACACUUGCAGUCGGUCGCCCCAAAGGAGCAGCCGAGCUCGCGGAGCUCCAUUCCUGAGAGUCUCUCCCCGAUGGAGCUCGGGCGACUCCGACGCCGCUGCUGCCCGGAACCCUGAGCAGCGCCGGGUGCCUGGAGGACCGCGCCGGUCAGCCAGAGAGUGCCGGUUGACCGAGCGCACGCCGAGGACCCGAGACCUCGAGGCUCUGGGAAGCGCGCUGUGCGGCUCGCCCGGGUCACCUGGCCGGUGGCGGGGACCAUGGCUUUGAAGGACACGGGCAGCGGCGGCAGCACCAUCCUCCCGAUCAGCGAGAUGGUGUCCGCGUCCAGCUCUCCAGGCGCUCCGCUGGCCGCCGCCCCAGGGCCCUGCGCCCCGUCUCCCUUCCCGGAGGUAGUAGAACUGAAUGUUGGCGGCCAGGUUUAUGUGACCAAGCAUUCGACGUUGCUCAGCGUCCCGGACAGCACUCUGGCCAGCAUGUUCUCUCCCUCUAGUCCCCGGGGCGGCGCUCGGCGCCGGGGCGACUUGCCCAGGGACAGCCGCGCGCGCUUCUUCAUCGACCGCGACGGCUUCCUCUUUAGGUACGUGCUGGAUUACCUGCGCGACAAGCAGCUGGCGCUGCCCGAGCACUUCCCCGAGAAGGAGAGGCUCCUGCGCGAGGCAGAGUUCUUCCAGCUUACUGACCUGGUCAAGCUGCUGUCGCCCAAGGUCACCAAGCAGAACUCGCUCAACGACGAGGGCUGCCAGAGCGACCUGGAGGACAACCUUUCCCAGGGCAGCAGCGACGCACUGCUGCUGCGUGGGGCGGCGGCCGGCGCGCCCUCGAGUUCUGGGGCACACGGUGUCAGUGGCGUUGUCAGUGGCGGCAGCGCUCCGGACAAGCGCUCUGGGUUCCUCACACUGGGCUACCGUGGCUCCUACACCACAGUGCGAGACAACCAGGCAGAUGCCAAGUUUAGGCGUGUGGCGCGCAUCAUGGUGUGCGGGCGCAUAGCCUUGGCCAAGGAGGUCUUUGGGGACACUCUUAAUGAGAGUCGCGACCCUGACCGUCAGCCUGAGAAGUACACAUCCCGCUUCUACCUCAAGUUCACCUACUUGGAGCAGGCAUUCGAUCGACUCUCUGAGGCUGGCUUCCACAUGGUGGCGUGCAACUCCUCUGGCACUGCCGCCUUUGUCAACCAGUACCGAGACGACAAGAUCUGGAGCAGUUAUACUGAAUACAUCUUCUUCCGACCACCUCAGAAAAUAGUGUCACCCAAACAAGAACAUGAAGACAGGAAAUGUGACAAAGUCACAGACAAAGGAAGUGAGAGUGGGACUUCCUGCAAUGAGCUCUCCACAUCCAGCUGUGACAGCCACUCAGAGGCCAGCACUCCACAGGACAACCUGGUCAACACUCAGCAGGCUGUAUCUCAGCAGCCUAACACCUUAACCUUGGAUAGACCCUCCCGGAAAGCCCCUGUUCAGUGGAUGCCGCCACCAGACAAGCGCAGAAACAGUGAACUCUUUCAGUCACUCAUCAGCAAGUCCCGAGAGACAAAUCUCUCCAAAAAGAAGGUCUGCGAGAAGCUAAGUGUGGAAGAAGAAAUGAAAAAGUGUAUUCAGGAUUUUAAAAAAAUCCACAUUCCAGAUUGUUUUCCAGAGCGCAAACGCCAGUGGCAAUCUGAACUGCUCCAAAAAUAUGGGUUGUAGUAAUGAUGAUGUUCUGGGCGUGUUUCGAUGGCGUUCAAUGUUUACUACCAUGUCACCGCCUAACUGAUGGCUGGUGUGAUUCUUGCUGCUCUUCCUUUCUGUGAACAGUGGAUGUGGGACAGUAUUUUUUUUCAUUACUUUUAUUGUUGUUUUUAGAAAGAUAAUUUUAAAAAUGAAACCAACAAGUGUGUAUCAAAAUGGUUUAGCUAUCUGAUUCAAGCCAUUUUGUAAUAAUGAGCGUAUAAUGUGCAUGAUCAAGAAACUUAGAAUCUUGAUUUUCGAGCUGUGGUUGACUGGACAUGUUUGUCAUUCUGUAACUCACAAAACAACAAGUUAUCAUAUCACACCGAUUGAGACAAGAAUGUACAUGAAAAGACAUGAAAUAAAAAUUUCAACGAUGGUUUUAGGACCCAAAUAUACAACUGUUUAAAUGUUAAUGCAUUAAAACAAGUAUUAUUUUUUGCAUGAACACAAUGUUACAAAUAAAUCUCAAGAAAUAGGGAAGAACUGUUUGUGGCUUUGAAAGAAAAAAUAUUAAAAAAUAAAGCAAAUAUAUAUAUAUAUGUAAUAUAUAUAAUAGUUUCAGGCAAAGCCUGUAAUUGUAAACUGUCUAGGAUUGAACUUUUUUGUUCCCGAUCUGUGGUUCUUUUGUGUAAAUGUAAGGUGUUUCCGUAUGUUAAGAUGGUGUAAAUAUGCUUUAUUCUGUUAUGUUAUAGCAUCAACAUUCAUCAAUCAAAACUAAUCAUGAAUAUUUCUGUGAAAUGAGUCUUUUUACAUCAGGCUGUGAAACUCGUAUAAUGAUGAUUUAAAAGAUUCCAUUAUCAUGUUAAUCAAAAUAAUUGAAGGAAAUGGCAAAGAGCUUUAUGUGUUUAUUAAAAAUGGAAAAUGUAUUAGAAUUCCUUAAUUUCUUCUGACUUUUCUUUAAAAAAUAUUUUUUAUCAUCUUUGAUGUUCAUUUAAACACCAUAUUAGAGAAUGGUUGACAAAUUCAAAUGUUGGAAAGAUUGAACAUAAUUCAAACUGAGGUAGAGAGCCAGAUCGU
Messenger RNA from Rattus norvegicus (Norway rat), 2840 nucleotides. It is a transcript of the gene Kctd8, whose product is annotated as potassium channel tetramerization domain containing 8. The coding region runs from base 369 to 1799 and encodes 476 amino acids. The record is from RefSeq and is marked provisional. Gene Ontology annotation, biological process: regulation of G protein-coupled receptor signaling pathway; G protein-coupled receptor signaling pathway; protein homooligomerization. NCBI's taxonomy places the organism in Eukaryota, Metazoa, Chordata, Mammalia, Rodentia, Muridae. Gene Ontology annotation, cellular component: presynaptic membrane; postsynaptic membrane. The transcript has 2 exons.